CGAAAUAGAAAUCGGCGGUAGUCGGUCACGCUGAUUUAAUUUAAGAAGGCGACAGCCGACAAAUGAGAGCAGGCAACAAAGUAACUCGCUCGCAUCGCAUUCCUAUCCUAUCCAAGCUCAUUAAUCAAUCAGUCGAAUCAUCACUUCAUGGCGAAUGUGGCGAGAAUCAAGCUAGGGCAGGGGCUGGAGGUCUCCAAACAGGGGCUAGGAUGCGCGGCGAUGACUGGCAGCUACGGCCCGCCCAAGCCCGAAUCGGAGAUGAUUGAACUCAUCCGCCACGCCAUCAACUCCGCCGGCGUCACGUUUCUCGAUACUUCCGACGCCUACGGCCCCUACCACAACGAGAUUCUCGUCGGCAAGGCUUUGAAAGGAGGGGGAAUGAGAGAAAAAGUGGAAAUAGCUACCAAGUUUGGAAUAUCAAAGAAUGAGAAAUGGGAGUUGGAGAUAAAUGGUCGCCCCGAAUACGUGAGAGCUUCAUGCGAGGCUAGCUUGAAGCGCCUCGAUGUUGAUUGCAUCGAUCUCUAUUAUGCUCAUCGGAUUGAUACUCGUGUGCCCAUCGAAGUCACUAUGGGAGAACUUAAAAAACUUGUCGAAGAGGGAAAAAUAAAGUACAUUGGCCUCUCCGAAGCCUCUGCUUCGACAAUCAGAAGAGCUCAUGCUGUUCACCCGAUAACUGCUGUUCAAAAUGAGUGGUCUUUGUGGGCAAGAGAUAUAGAAGAAGAGCUAGUUCCGACAUGUCGAGAACUCGGCAUUGGAAUCGUUCCUUAUAGUCCCCUUGGGCGCGGCUUCUUUUCAUCGGGUCCAAACGUGGCUCAGAACUUGCUAGACAACGACAUCCGCAAGAUCCAUCCGAGGUUCCAGGGCAAAAAUCUCGAGAACAACACGGUGGUGUACGAACGUGUGGCAGAAAUGGCGACAAGAAAAGGAUGCACUCCGUCUCAACUAGCAUUGGCAUGGCUUCACCACCAAGGAGACGACGUGUGCCCUAUCCCGGGUACAACCAAGAUCCCAAACUUGAACCAAAACAUCGGAGCUCUCUCUGUGAAACUAACUCGGGAAGAGAUGAAUGAGUUGUGCUCGUUGGCUGAUCUUGUGAAGGGAGAUCGGCAUCCCUUGAUGUCGACUACCUGGAUACAAGCCGACACCCCGCCGUUAUCUUCUUGGCAAGGUUAGCGGCAACCAUACAUACAUGUACUGCUUCUAAUUUCUAAAGUGCCAUUGGUAGGUUUCCAAAUAUACUCUCAAUAAAUUCUCAAUUAAAUGCAAUAGUUUGCAAACUAUGUCAUUGAGGUUGUCUUUCUAUAGGGAAAAUUGCAAAAAAAUAUUUCACAUGCA
Messenger RNA from Andrographis paniculata, 1335 nucleotides. RefSeq names its product auxin-induced protein PCNT115-like. Lineage: Eukaryota; Viridiplantae; Streptophyta; Magnoliopsida; Lamiales; Acanthaceae. The transcript is spliced from 5 exons. The coding region runs from base 148 to 1173 and encodes 341 amino acids. Gene Ontology annotation, cellular component: cytoplasm. The record is from RefSeq and is a predicted model, not a curated record.